Messenger RNA from Rhizopus microsporus ATCC 52813, 1706 nucleotides. RefSeq lists its product as uncharacterized. The transcript has 7 exons. Lineage: Eukaryota; Fungi; Mucoromycota; Mucoromycetes; Mucorales; Rhizopodaceae. The coding region runs from base 102 to 1673 and encodes 523 amino acids. The record is from RefSeq and is a predicted model, not a curated record.
AGAAAAUAUAUAUAAAUAUAUAUAGAAAUAUGCAAUGGCGUCCUCUAAUAUUACUAUUCAGUGGAAUUGCCACUAUUUAUCUCAUUAGUUUACUUCAGGACAUGCCACAUCCACGUCCCAAAAUACUUUACACACCAAAACAUCCAUUUAGUACAAUACAGCGGAAAGCAGAGAAAAGCAUCUUGACAACAGUAGACGAUUAUGCUUAUAUCACCCUGGUCAUACCCGAGGCUUCAAAGUUUGCAGUUGGCACCGAAAAACUAAAACUAGGUGUCAAAGGUAAUUGUUCAUACAGAACACACAUUAGAAAAGCUAAUCACACGCGCACACACACACACACAUAUGGAAACAUAGGCUCUAUUAGACAGUUCAGAAAGCCAUUAUCGGUACUCGUGACCAAUAUGACAGGAGAUCAGAACUGGAGUCCUAGCCUUAGACAUGAUUUACCUGGACAGAUAUCAAGCGUGACUGAGCGAGGACAAGACUUUCUUAUUCUAUACCACGUCGUUCAGGAUGACUUUGUGUCACAUUAUGCGAGAUUGUAUUACCCGUCAAACGAUACAGGUCAAUAUGAGUACAAAGACAUUAUGUUGCCUGGGUCAACUUGGAUCAAUUCAGUAACGCUACAUGAAGAUUCUAUUCUCUUUUCAAGGGAUCCUGAUCAGUACCACUUUCACUUGAUUGCACUUCCACCCAACAUAAAGCAAGCACCUCACUCUAUAGAAAUCGUACUAAGAUCAAGCGAACUAGGAAAGCCGCUUGAUUACGCCUAUCCAGAAGCAUUAGAACAGUAUCCCUCGCUUUUAUCCAGGCUGUAUUCAGCUCAAAAAGAUACAUAUCGCGUAAUGUCUAUCAAUACCAUAAAGAAUGAAGCCAAGUUCCAGCAGACGAUCUCAAUUAUUGAUAAUACAACACUGAGUGAACGUGUAGGUUGGAAGGUGUGGGCUAACAGGACAGAAGAGCAUCCCAUCUAUUAUGAUGAAUCUGUAGAUGACAUUGGCUUUGCACAUAUCACCUAUAAGGAUAGAGCAAACAAUAAAUCACCCAAGAUUUGCUUUGCCUUAUCAUCCGAUACAAAAACCAUUGUCCUUUCUACUGUUGACAAUAAAUUCUUUAGCUAUGAUUAUACAGAUAGGAUCGACAUUAUACAGAAUAUGCCAAUAGAAAGAGAUCGACUAUACAAACUCGAGAAUGGAACAUUUAUACCAGAAUACUAUUAUCGACAAGGCUAUGACAUGGAAAAAGAUAUUGAGAUAGCUGGCAUUAAACUAAAUCAAGAUGCAACAAUGAUGGCAAUAUGGACAAAAGAAAAGAACAUCUACAUCUAUAAAAGACAAGUCGAAUAUGUAACUAAUAACAGUAAUAAGACAGCAGUUGAAGAAUGGAUUGACUUGCUAUUUCCAAAUGAAGAUGAACGCUAUAUAUAUCGUGAAUACCUUCCUCCUCCAUGGGAAAUAACCAUGGAGAUCACGUUGCCUACAGAAAAAGAUAUUAAAGACGUCAAAUUCUAUGAUAGAUAUUUUUUUGUCGUUCUGGAUCAAGGUCGUAUCUUUUCUUACAUCAUGGAUGAUAUUGAAGAACAAGAGCCAGUGAACUUUAUAACCUUUAUCAAAAGUAAAUGGGAUAUGCUUAUUGGUAAGUACUAUAUAAAUAUAGACUGUAGUAUAAACUAAUAGGAUGAUAGCCAUGUGUACUAUUAUCGUCAU